AUGCACAUGCCGACCGUGGCCGAACUGAGAGCCGCCCUGGAGAACGGAGAGGUCACCAGCAGGGAACUUGUCCAGGCAUAUUUGGCACGCAUUGAACAGGUCAACGGGUUUGUGAAAGCCAUCGCGCAAACCAACCCAGACGCUAUUGCCGAUGCCUCAGCCUGCGACCAGGAGAGGGCGGCUAGUUUUUCCCGAGGCCUGCUCGGCAGAAAACUUCACGGUAUCCCAGUCCUGAUCAAAGAGUCGAUGGCGACCCUGGACAAAAUGGAGACAACAGGCGAGUCAAGCUGGUCCACCUUCCACAUUGAUCUUCUUCCUCUAACACGCCGCAUCACUCUAGCUGGUUCUCUUGCUCUAGUCGGCUCACGUCCAUCUGUUGAGGCCACAGCAGUGAGACGUCUGCGCGAAGCCGGGGCGAUAAUCCUGGGGAAGGGCACAAUGUCGGAGUGGAACUAUGCGAGGUCCGGCAGCGUUCCCAGUGGAUGGUCUGCCACCAGUGGACAAUGUGUUGGGCCUUUCUACGCAGACCAGGACCCACAGGGAUCUUCAUCAGGCUGUGCUGUUGCUGCGUCCAUUGGUCUGGUACCUGCAACAAUCGCGGGUGAGGCAUGGGGAAGCAUUACUUAUCCCUCGCAGAACAACGGGGUGGUCGGUCUGAAGCCAACAGUCGGGCUCGUUUCUCGAGCUGGUGUGGUUGGCGGCUCAAGGCAUAAGGAUACGAUCGGCCCCAUUACGAAAACGGUUAGAGAUGGCGCUGUGCUCUUGAAUGCAAUAGCUGGGAAAUGCCCAUUCGAUGCUGCGACGGAUUCGAUACCUUUUACAUCGAUGCCAGACUUUGAGAGCGCCUGUCGCCCAGAUGCCUUGCGCGGGGCCAAGAUAGCGGUCUCCCAAAUCCUACUUGACUCGUAUUCUCAUCGAGACGUCGUCGAGGCCUUGGAACAGGCACUUGGGGUCAUGGAAGCGGCCGGAGCUGAGGUGAGACGGAACGCCGAUUUCGAGGGCUGGGUUCCAAACAAGUCUAUCAGAGACCCAAUGCCGGGCAAUGUCCUCCUCAGGGAAGGGCUCGAGUCUUACUUCAGCAGUCUUGCGGUCAAUCCCCACGACAUCACGACGCUUGCAGGUCUGAUCGAGUUCAUGAAGCAAACGCCUGGCGAAAAGACGGAAAAGUAUGGGCUUGACUGGUUAGAGGCAGCAAGGGAUGAGCCCUUCAGCAGCACCUCAAAGGAGUUCCAGGACGCAAUGGAAGAGAUGAUCCGCCAGGGCAAUGCCAUCAAGAAACUCCUCGAUGACGCGGACUGCGACGCGCUUGUGAUGCCCACUACAGGAGACGCUCCUUACGAUCUUGGGCAGAAUCCAGCCGUAGCUGUCCCCAUCGGCUUCUUCCCGCCUGACAAGGCGGUCUCUCUCACUGCGUUUGGAAAGGUUUCCAAGGGCCCCAACAUCCCAUUUUCCCUCACCUUCCUGGGGCGUAAAUGGGACGACGAGAAGCUCAUUGGUCUAGCGUAUGCCUUCGAGCAACUAACUCGCGUUCAGGCACAGUCUCGGCAUUGUGUCAUGCCGACCCGGGAGAUUCUGACAGGACGGAACAUUGUUGUUCUCCCUCGGGACCAAGAGAGGCACAACCUUGCCAUCGCAACGCUAGUUAUCUAUGGCCUCUUCCUUCCCGUCACCUGGCUUGUCGAAUUCCCAGCGUCAUGGAAAGGCUUUACGUCGAAGCGCAAGAGCCGCAAUGUUGGUCGCGUCGCGGUCAGAACAUUUCUCGACUUCCUCAGUCUUCUUUGCAUAAGUAUUGCACCACCCUGCUGGUGGCAUUUUGCCUGGAGCAUUACCUGUACUGACCCGUCGCGUCGUCUUGAUCUAGUCCGCAUCAUCGGUAACGCACUCUACCUCUCCACCUCCACCCCGAGUAAGAGCAUCUUCAUCGUUCAGACGCUCUUCAGCAGCCUUGGCUUCCUGCCUUUGGUAAUGAAGCUCAUCUUUGUGCUCGGUCGCGCGUUACAAAAGAGCCGCAAAACUUCCGCCUUUACACAUGUCCGCCGUGCCAUCGUCACCGUACGGGUACUGCUCUUCACCGGGGUCAUCCUGAUCAUUGUCGGGGCAUGCACGCUCAUCCUGUCGCUCUGGAAGGCCGGGGCGAUGGUCCUUGCAGCAGCGUUCGUCGUCAUGGCCUCCGUCCACGUCUUCCUCUUGGUCAAGGUUGCUCGUAAAGAUGGGGAUCUUGGCGGCAGACAGGGCCUCUGCAUCCGCGUUGCCGCGGCAUCGCUGCCGCCGCUGGUCGUGCGAGCGGUGUACCUGAUCAUCAUCGAGUUUUCGCAAGACCCGAGAUACAACCCGAUCGUUGGUGACCCGGCGUAUCUCAUUGGAAUGGUGUUUGCGAUGGAGAUUCUGGUCAUGAUCUCACUCCUGUCGGCUACGGUUAUAUCGGAAGACCUGUUCAGCAUGAGAGAGAGCGAACAUGUAGCUCUGCAGGAGGUUCCACCCCAUUACCGGCGAACCCAACUUGCUGGGAAUGAAGCUUAG
Molecule: messenger RNA, 2520 nt
Organism: Thyridium curvatum
Lineage: Eukaryota; Fungi; Ascomycota; Sordariomycetes; Thyridiales; Thyridiaceae
Exons: 9
Coding region: 1-2520 (839 amino acids)
Source: RefSeq, a predicted model, not a curated record